AUGUACCGUACACGUUGUCUGAACCGAGAUCAAGUUUGUGAAUAUAGUCGCUCGGCUCGCGGGCCUGGCCUGCACAACUUCGCCAACGCAUCGGCAAUGUCCCAACACAUCCAAGUCUCAAUCCCAAGCAAAACAAAACAUCACCCAGCCACAUCUUCAUGGACCCAAAGCAUUCCUCCACCGCUCAAAGACGGCGAUGAACUACAGUCCUUACACGUCUGGUCUACGCAAAUUUGCUAUAGCUUCACGCCCACCCACGCCCCUUUUCUACGCGACAGAGUGGGCGAACAGGCUCUUUCCUGCGACUUUCUCAUGGGUGCCCUCCUGGCAUCGUCAAGCCUGCAUCUAGCCAGCGACACCAAAGUCAUUGCAACAGCACGACGUCUGGUCACUUCAUCCUUGGAGCACCAGAACUGA
This is a messenger RNA of Plenodomus lingam JN3, 417 nucleotides long. RefSeq lists its product as uncharacterized. The record is from RefSeq and is a predicted model, not a curated record. Lineage: Eukaryota; Fungi; Ascomycota; Dothideomycetes; Pleosporales; Leptosphaeriaceae.